Notodromas monacha is the source of this 718-nucleotide messenger RNA. Lineage: Eukaryota; Metazoa; Arthropoda; Ostracoda; Podocopida; Cyprididae. The record is from the annotation of a GenBank genome assembly.
UGAAUGUUGGAAAAAAAAUUGUUACACUUUUGGAGACAGUUUUACGCGAGCAGUGUAAGUUUUCACAGGCGGUGCUUCCAGGACUUCAGCAUGUGUCGGGUUCCCCAAGAGUUCAACCUGGUCAGAGAGAGGAAUUUCAUGGAGGCUAAGGAUGAAUCGAGUUUUGCCAGGACGUCUGCGGAUUUUGGCCCUGCAAUCCCAAGCACUCCGAACUCGUCUGUCACAUUUUCAAUCCUGGCAUCUGAGAAUCUUUGGGCAGCGGCACAAUUGCAGUACACUACUCAUAUUUACCCAAAGCCAGCCAUAACCCAGGAAUUUGGCAAUGUUCCAGGACCGAUCAAAGGCGCCAGAUCGGGGGAAUACGUGAUUGGGCCGCAAAUAAUGCUUUUUAUCUCUGCUUUCGCAAAACACGGGAAAGCUUCCAUGGCUGCAACAAAACAAUUACGAGAGAGGAAUUUCAUGGAGGCUAAGGAUGAAUCGAGUUUUGCCAGGACGUCUGCGGAUUUUGGCCCUGCAAUCCCAAGCACUCCAAACUCGUCUGUCACAUUUUCAAUCCUGGCAUCUGAGAAUCUUUGGGUUCUUUGGAUGUUCUCGAGCCACCUGAUACAUUCAGAAAUGCGAUACCAUGAGUGACAGGAAUCUUCAGUGAGGAAUAACAAUUAUGGUGAGGGCAAAAAAAAUAUCAAAAUUUUAAUAAAGCUUUUUAUUCAUGUGCAAA